Messenger RNA from Racocetra persica, 122 nucleotides. NCBI's taxonomy places the organism in Eukaryota, Fungi, Glomeromycota, Glomeromycetes, Diversisporales, Gigasporaceae. The record is from the annotation of a GenBank genome assembly.
CUUAUUAUAAUGUGAUCAAAGUUAUACCACUAAGUUAUGCCUGCACCUCUAUACCACAACUUCUUCAAGAUGAUGAAUAUCUUAGUGUAGAAAGAUGCCAAAGAGCUAAUAUGAGAAAUUGA